GAUAAGCCCGUGGACUGGCUUUUGGAGCAUUUGAUACAAACAAAGUUGUGUCGAUUCGACAGAGAUCUCAAAGACUGUAAGCGCCAGAAGGAGUUGGUUUGGCUCCACCACAAGCCCUCACUCUUCCAACACAUUGGCACCCAUUCUAGCCUUAAGGGCAAAGUCCAGAAACUAAGGGACCGCGCGUUCGGCAAAUUGUCGUUAUAUUAUUCACACAAAGACAACCCGAUGGCCGUCGUGUCCACUACUUUGAAACCCUAUAAGAGCCAUACGAUAGAGGGCUGCUAUUUCGGGGAGACUUACUUCUGGGGAAUGACACCCAAAACCGGUGAUAAUAUCACGUUUACCUUCAAUCCUCCCAUUCCUCUCGAAAGGUAUUUCAUCCGCACCGGCAAUAGUGAACAUCCAGAGGACAAACUGACGGACGGGUCGGUAGAGAUAUUGCCACUGAAUAGAGUGACGCGAAUACCGAGCCAU
This is a messenger RNA of Medioppia subpectinata, 477 nucleotides long. Lineage: Eukaryota; Metazoa; Arthropoda; Arachnida; Sarcoptiformes; Oppiidae. The record is from the annotation of a GenBank genome assembly.